CUGACUCCUCCCCCCCCUUUCCCUCAAGCCAGCUGUUCUGUCUCACUGGACUCACUACACAUCACCUCUCUCUCUGUCAGUAUCAGCUCUCCCUGGGGUCCUUUUUCAAGGAUCAUCUGUCUGUUUUUUUGGGGAGGAAAAAUACAGUUUUCAUCAGAAGUACUGCAACAUGGCAGCAUAGUUCCCAAGAGAGAUAGAGAGAGAGGGAGAGGGAGAGGUCUGAAAGGUGGAUCAACACCUCUACACAGGUGGAAGCAGUACCUGAGCACUGAAUUUGAUGCUUUUCAAGGAUUCAGACAUGAGUCAUUGCAAUGCUUUGGAAGUACUCAACUUUACAAGACUUUUUUUUGGUGGGACUACAGCCAAUUUUCAAAAUGUAAGAGUGACCUGGAGUGAGGUGUGUUUGAUGCCUGAAGGAUCCUAUAGCCUCAUCACAGAACAAUGAGGGAGUCUGGAAUACAGAUGUGUACUCUGACGCCUUUAUAAUGAAUCAUGGAGGAAAACAGUUCAUUUCUGACCCCUGACUACAAUGACAGCACCACUGCUUGGCCACCAUUACCCUCAGCUCCCAGCAGGCACCUGGGCAUGCUUCCCAACCCCCAGACACGCUUCAAGAACCUGACAGGGAUAUUUUUCAUGGUGACCCUGAACGUCCUGGCACUUCUGGCCAACACUGCGGUUCUGGUCGUUGUAAUAAAAGCCCCUCAUCUCAGGAAAUUUGCCUUUGUGUGUCACCUGUGUGCGGUGGACCUGCUGUGUGCCAUCUUGCUCAUGCCUCUUGGGAUUGUGUCCAGCUCUCCGUACUUUGCCGGUGUGGUGUUCACCGUGCUGGAGUGUCAGGUCUAUGUGUUUCUCAAUGUAUUCCUCAUAGCUGCCUCUAUCUUAACCAUCACAGCCAUCAGUGUGGAGCGUUACUACUACAUUGUGCACCCGAUGCGCUAUGAGGUGAAGAUGACGCUGAAGCUGACUGCGGCUGUCAUGGUGAUGGUGUGGGUGGCUUCUGGUGUGCUGGGGCUGUCCACUGUGUUCGGAUGGCCAUCCUACGGCAGCCUGAGCACCAUCAGCGCCGCGCACUGCUCGCUGCAUUGGAGCCACAGUGAUCACAGGCGGGUUUUCUCUGUGCUCUUUAGUGUCACCUGUUUCUGCCUGCCUGCUGUUGUGAUUUUUGCUGUCUACUGUAAUGUGUACAAGGUGGCCCGUGUGGCCGCCCGCCAGCACGGACCUCUGCCCUCUUGGACAAACAGCCAGCUGAAGCACCGCUCUGACUCAAUAAACAGCCAGACUACCAUCAUCACAACCCGCAACGCACCGCGGAGGAUUGUGCGUGAUCGGCCUUUUGGUGGUGGUAAAGCAGCUCUCACUCUGGUGGUCAUCGUUGGCCAGUUUCUGAUCUGCUGGCUGCCUUACUUUGCCUUCCACCUCCAUCUGACGCUGGAUGCCACACCCAACAUCCCAGAUGACCUGGAGGAAGCAGUCACCUGGCUGGCAUACUCUUCCUUUGCUAUCAACCCAUUUUUUUAUGGGCUUCUCAACCGGCAGAUCAGGGAAGAGCUGUGCAAGCUGAGGCGCUGCUACUCGGCCCGGCCAGUGGAGCUGGCCGCCUCCAGCCACGAGGGCUCAGGCCACGAGAACUUCCUGCAGUUCCUCCACAGGACCAGCUGCACAUUAGAGACACGGGCAAGCUUUGCCACAUCCAGUCCCAGAAGCACUCUGGAUCAGACUGGGCAGACUGGCUUUAGGAUACCGGGACAGAUCCCAGAAGAGUUCAGUUAGACAUAUACCUCACUGUUGUGCCACAGGAUUAACAAUCUUUGUAAUCAUUACAGAAAAAGCUAAGAUACAGAACAGAACUUGACGUACUUUUUUUCCUUUUAUCUAAAGAUUACACUGACGGAGAAAUACUGGAACAGAAACCUAAUGGAUAUUGUUUUUUAAAUUGGUACAGUUUUUGUGGUGAAAUUAGCAGUUAUACAGUUACUAAUCAAACAAGGAACACUUGACUUUUACUUGCUUCUAAAGCAAAGUUACUGUGUAUCUGCAAUCAGUAGAUCUGUUUUAUUAAACGUUAUUACAUUAUACUUGAACAGUAAGUCAUGACAAUAUAUCCAGCUAACAGAUCUGACUAUUAUCUCAAAAAGAAAGGUAUUUACAAUUUAGCAAUCUUUUUUCUUACAGUAUCCAUACAUUCAGGAGAUUAGCUGUUUUUAUAUAAAGUACAAAUAUAGCAGCAAUAUUCUUUAUACAAGUAAGUAAUAUUAAACAAUUCAGUGUUGUCAUGUUGUAUUUAUGUUGCAGAAAUUUCUGUAAACUUUAUUUAUUGUACUCAAAGAAGAGACACAUCAUCUUUUGUUCAAGAAUUUGUUGUUUCUUAAUGUUUAAAAUUGUGCAAAUAAACACUGGUUACUUUG
Molecule: messenger RNA, 2408 nt
Organism: Lates calcarifer (barramundi perch)
Lineage: Eukaryota; Metazoa; Chordata; Actinopteri; Centropomidae
Product: probable G-protein coupled receptor
Exons: 2
Coding region: 493-1773 (426 amino acids)
Biological process (GO): G protein-coupled receptor signaling pathway
Cellular component (GO): signaling receptor complex; endosome; plasma membrane
Molecular function (GO): G protein-coupled receptor activity
Source: RefSeq, a predicted model, not a curated record